AAGAGGCUGCCCGUGGGGCAUCUCAGCCUGGACCGAGAUGGCUCCAAAGGCAUUAAAUCCAUCCGGCAGAAGUUGGAGAGCUUCUCGAAGGAGAGGAAAGCUGGAAGCUGCUUCUGAAUGCAUAAUAGCAAAUUGGACAUCCUGUGUCCUAACCUGUUCCCUGAGGCUUACCUGAUGUUGAACAACAAGGAAGUCCUUGUCGGAUCUCCGUCCUCAUCGAGCCAGCGACAAGGACAGAAAUCCAACUUCUCUCUUCUCGCAAGAGUUAUGAUCCCAGGAUUUGUGCUUCUCUCCACAACACUUUACAAAAAUGACCUCAGGCCUUUCUGGCAGGUCUGGCAGUUUAGUUGAGUGGUCUGCUCCUCACAUGGGGCACCAAUUUGUUGGACAGUACUCUCUUCUUGAUCUAGAGAUGGGGCAACUGAGAGGCAUUUUAAAAACUUUUAUUCUAUUUUCAGUCUCAUGAGAAGGGUGAGACAAUAUCGAUGUUAUAAUUCACGCCAUCACCAUCAGAAGCCAACUAUUUCCUAAUUACAAUGCACUAUGAGCGUUUCUUGGCCUAUCAGCUGUUUGCUGUGCUAUGCUGUAGAUGCCUUAAAGCUAAUCAUCUAAAGUUACCCCUCGUGGUCCCAAUAUAAUGGGUUUUUCAUAGUUUUAUUUCUCUAAAGUAUCUAGUCUUUUUUGUAAGGUCAUCUUUUGAAACUUUUUUCUAGCUCCAUUUUUCUCUCAACAAUAUUUGUCUUAUUCUAUGGUAUUUCGAAGUCAACAUUUCUUGUCUCAAAGGCUGCAUAUGGAUGUAUACUGUGUGGACCUUCUGUCAGGCCCUGAGAAUUCUCUACAAACCCAUUGCUCGCAGUUAGAAUUUGGAAAGGAUCUUUUGGUGAUUUAUGAAGUUGUUGCUUCAUAGACGCCAUGGCAUCUUCAUGGGGCUGUAGCCAGUUCAAGGAAGGAAACUACAGGAAAAACUGAGAUGGGCUCCAACAAGCCUGCUGAUGGAGACGAGGCCCCUGUGUCUCCUCCCUCUCCCCCCAGCACCCCAUUUCCAUGCCGUGCCCUCCCCCUUGGCUGUUUGGCACCCCACCACACCUUUCCUGCUCUCCAGGAGGAGCAGCUCCCUUUGGGUUUGCCUGGCUCCUUGGGAACGCACCAUGCGCUCCGGGUGCUCCUGGGGGCAGGGCACGCGGGGUUCGUCCGUGCAGCUCGCUCACUGCAAUGCCUGUCCCUUGCUCCCGUGUUUCCCCCAGAGUGCUCUCCCCACACCUUCGGGGUCCCGCUCCCCCAGGUCAUCGCCAACGACCGCGCCUGCCGGCAGCUGCAGGAGGCCGUGGGCAAGAGCCGGCGGCUCUGCCUGGAGGUGGAGGCCACGGUGACGAGGUUCCGGGCUCAGAGGCAGAAGAGGUUGGGAAUGGGCACCAGCUGUAUCCGAGCACCCGACGGGGGCUGCCCAGAGGAGCCGCUUUCCCCAGCUCUUGUGGACAAGGGCUCCUGGAGCCAGCGGAGGGGGGCCAUGUCCGUGGAUUCCAUCACGGACCUGAGUGACAACGCAUCCAAGCUGCUGGAGGCCCUGCAGCUCUCACACCCCCACGAGCUGGACCCUCGCAGGAGCCGGGGCAAGAAGAAGCCACUGAGCCUGAACCCCAUCACCUGGCAGGUGCCACGGAUUGUGGACAGGUGCUGCACUCACCUUGAGACACACGGGCUCCAAACUGUUGGCAUCUUCCGUGUCGGGAGCUCCAAGAAAAGAGUCCAGCAGCUGAGGGAAGAGUUUGACCGAGGGCUGGAUGUUUUCUUGGAUGAGCAUCAGAGUGUUCAUGAUGUGGCUGCCCUGCUCAAAGAGUUUCUCCGGGACAUGCCAGAUUCCCUGAUUCCCAGAGAGCUCUAUGGAGCCUUCCUCAGCACAGCUACCCUGGAGGGGCCGGCCCAGCUGGACACCCUGCAGCUGCUGCUGUUCCUGCUGCCCCCGUGCCACAGUGACACCCUGCUCCGGCUCCUGCGCUUCCUGGCCAAGGUGGCCCAGCACGCUGAGAGCUCCUGGGACCCAGAGGGCCGCAAGAUCCCUGGGAAUAAAAUGACAGUGUCAAACCUCGCUACAGUCUUUGGUCCCAACAUCCUGCAGAAGGAGAAGCCUGGAGAGAAAGAUGCUGGUGCCCUGAACUUUGAGGACAGUGCUGCCAUAAUCCUGGUGCUCCAGAGGCUGAUCGAGCACCACCACUCCCUGUUCAUGGUGUCUCCAGAGAUGCAGUGUGACGUGCUGAGGAGGCUGUUCCAGACAGACCCCGAUGUCAUUGAGUACCUGCUGCGCAGGAAAUUCCCUGACAUGCCGAGCCCAGAGUGUGAGGACCCCGGGCAGGACCUUGCUCUGUCCGCGCUGCCUGGCUGGACACAAAGCCUGGAGCGAGGCUCGGUCUCCUCGGAGCUCUACAGCAAUGUCUCCUUCCUAAACCUGGAUGUUGGCAUCUAGCAAGGCUUGGCCAGGCUCUCUGGACAAAACCAGGCAGCUGUUCCCAGCAAAACCCAGCUCCUGCCUCACUUUGGGGGCAGCCUCUGUGCCUGUGCCCUGGGGCAGAGCUGUGCUCGGGGGUCACCUGCCAGGCUGGCAUCUCCCUGUGCGUCCAACCUCUGCCACGUCCUCAGCACAGCCCUCCCCUGCCAUCUUCUUCUCACAGGACAUCGGGGAAUGGAUUUCCAUCCCUAGACCUGUGGGCACUCUUGGGAGGACAGGCUGAGGAAGCUGGGACUGCUCAGACUGGAGAAGAGAUGGCUCAGAGGGACCUUAUCUGUGACCCUGUUCUUCUAAGAUCUUCUAAGCCUUCUGAUGUUUACAUUAUUGUAAUGAAGUUUCUCACACACUUUUAUGUAAAUAAUUAUUGUUUUACAUUCUUCUCUAGAGGAGGAGAAAUUUGAUGGACUGUUGGUUUGUCUAGUGUAAUUGGAGAGGUAGCACUUUCAUCCUCCAAUCCACUGUCACUUUUGAAAGUCUAUAAAUAUUAGAGUCAAGAAAUAAACUUCCCUCCUUCUUCUUCUUCUCACCUUG
Messenger RNA from Onychostruthus taczanowskii (white-rumped snowfinch), 3034 nucleotides. RefSeq names its product Rho GTPase activating protein 36 (gene ARHGAP36). NCBI's taxonomy places the organism in Eukaryota, Metazoa, Chordata, Aves, Passeriformes, Passeridae. The coding region runs from base 971 to 2461 and encodes 496 amino acids. Gene Ontology annotation, biological process: signal transduction. The record is from RefSeq and is a predicted model, not a curated record. The transcript is spliced from 11 exons.